AUGAUUCUCUCCGCACCUCCACUGUACUAUCAGAACCCGUUCAUGUUUCAUAGAAGAUCGCCGCUCGCGGAGGUCCCCGCAAACGCCGCACCGCGUCCGCUAUUCUCCACAAUGGCAUCGCAGCCACAGCUCGAACAGGAGAAACAGACUGUUCCCCAGCGGACACAUAAGCCGAACCCCGUGAUGCAGAGCCGCGAGGCAACUACACAGCGGAGACGCGACAUGUUCUUUCGGAGGCUACAGAAGGAUCGGGAUGAUCAGAGGUGGCACGCGCGAGGGGAGCAGAUUCAAAAAUUGGACUGGAUAUCAGAGCAGAAGCGUUGGGAAGCGCAGAAAACACGAGAGGCGCCCGAAUUGAAAGACGACGUUAUCGAAGAACUGGUGACGGAAAGCGCGUUGGAAGCUUCCUCAGCACCUUCCUUCCAGAGCAAUGAGCCACGGACCGAGCGCGAUAUUGCGGAAGCGGAGUAUAUCUUGGCACAGGAAGAGCGUGAGUUGCAAGAAUUAAUUGCCGCUAUGGAAGAGGAACAACGGAAUGGCGAUGACACCUCCGAACAUUACGGCAGUGAUGAUGACGACUAUGACGAGAUCUUCAUGAGGAUUGCGGUUGGUGAUGCUGGACAAGCAUCACCCGGUGCUCCCACCUUCGAAUCACGCGAUCCUGAUGCCAUGGACAUGACGGCUGGUUGA
Messenger RNA from Westerdykella ornata, 690 nucleotides. RefSeq lists its product as uncharacterized. The record is from RefSeq and is a predicted model, not a curated record. Lineage: Eukaryota; Fungi; Ascomycota; Dothideomycetes; Pleosporales; Sporormiaceae. The coding region runs from base 1 to 690 and encodes 229 amino acids. The transcript is spliced from 2 exons.